Podarcis lilfordi (Lilford's wall lizard) is the source of this 7327-nucleotide messenger RNA. The record is from the annotation of a GenBank genome assembly. NCBI's taxonomy places the organism in Eukaryota, Metazoa, Chordata, Lepidosauria, Squamata, Lacertidae.
AUGGAGUGGCCCCUCCUUGAACGAACAUCUGAGGGGAACCCUCAGCUAAUGUCACACUUGGAGAGGCAGAUCAGACGGCGAAAAAUCCUCAUUUACAGGUGAGUGAAGAGUGACUCUCCUCCCUGUCCUGAGUGGGAGAGGCGAGACAGAAAUUGUGUCACCGCUGUGACGUUCUCUCUGUGUCCUUCCAUGUUUCCAGGCCUUCCUCUGAGGAGGAGGAAUCCUCAGCCCUGCUCCAGAAGCCCCUCGAGACAGGGGGGGCAUGCCCCCUUCCAUGUGGCGAUGCCGAGCUGUCACCCAGCAAGAGGCAGCGACUUCAGCAAGGGCCACUCCGAACGGCAGAGCAGAACGGGGAAGUUUGCGGCGCGGCGGGAGAGACCUUGUGGCGGGUGGCCUCUCCCAUGGAGAAGCAGCAGCGGAAGAUGCUGGCUGUCAACCUGGAGGACUUUUCAACAGCCCAAAUGCUUGUGAGGAUGCCACAGUGUGGGGGCUGGGUUGCAGGGGGCAUGAGAGGAUUCCUAAUGGGCUGUAUGAAAUCUGGUUCUGAGGUGGGAGAACCCGUUGAACAGAUCUCAAGGCCCCAGUUCCAUAGUUUCCCCCAGUGCUUUUCUCUCUCUAGAGAAAUAGGUGCCGGUACUCACCAUGAAGUUGUUACAGUAAGUGCCACACUUUUUAAAAAGAACAAAAAAGAGUUUCUGGUACUGCAUACCCUUGAGAACCUCCUAAAAAAAAAGCACUGGUUUUCCCACUGUGCACUACAGCUCCCAGGGUGCUUUGCACUACCAGACUAGGAGAAUUGUGACCUAUAGUGUACCUCUUGCAUUGUGAUGGAGGAGUCAAGCCGCCUGGAUUAAGGACGCUGAAGGAUGCCUUGUCCCCAUGAGUUGAUUCCUGAGUAAACAUACACAUGGAAGGUGGGGAAAAAGGGGAAAGGAGGCCCCUGUCCCUCAUUAUCCUUAAGCUCUUUGAAACUUGGUGUGCGCCUCUCUUUGCCCAGAAUGAUCCACAAGGGGAUCCCCAAAGAUCUGCCACAUCUCCCUGUGCAAAUCCCCCCCAGUCAGCAGCUGUGAAUGAAGACAGAGUUUCCUGGUCAACAAAGACACAAAGUAGUCCAGUGUGCAGGUGAGGAGAGGCCCCAGGGAGGCGGAAGGAGUGGAACAGCUUUGGGACUGAGCACUUGAUUUAAAACAUUCUGCCUUUUUUUUACCCUUCCUACCCUCAGAUCGUCUCCCCCUAAGGGCUACCCUCCAUCCCAUCGAGAGCCUCAAGAGAAGUUGGACCACGCCCGCCGGCAACUGUGGGACAAGAGGGUGUCCCCCCCACGGUGUCGCGCUUCAGAGCGCCUGCAUGCCAAGAGGCAGCGCCUUCAGAAGGGGGUUUCCCUUGCAAAGGGGAGCGAGGGGACAAAGACCUCCCUGCUGGAAGCGGCUCAUCAGCAAAUCCUCGCCACCAGUUUGGAGGCUGGUUCCUUGAGCCAAGCUCUGGUUAGUUAAGGUUGGGAAGCAGCCUCACCAGAUAGUGCUGGGAGGGACAGGGAGAAUCCUGUUGAAGGAGUUGGAGGGUGGUGGCUCAGUCCACAUUUUUAUUCAGCUGUCUUUUCUUGCUGGCAGGUUGCCGGCACUGGCAAGGAGCAGCCGGAGACCUCCUCAGCCCGCUGUGGGUGAGUGCCCCCCUAAACAAAGGCACAGAACUGCUUGUGCCUCCCCCAUCCUUUAAAGACGGUGCCAGUCACCCAGCAAGAGAACUGAUCCACUUCAAGGGUUACAGUUGGUGCCUAUUGUGCGAUCCCAAACUCCCUUGGAGGGUAAAGUGAUGGUCUCUUUCCUUUUGGGAGAAAUGCUAACUUUGACCCCCUGGGUGUGUCUCAAAGCACGGGGAGGAGAAGGGCUAAGGAGACUGCUUUAUCACUGCCCCACUGUGUUUCUCUGGUUAAUCAGGAGUGAUCAGCUGAUGCUGCCUCGCCAAUCAUCUCCAAAUGGGGACACCCAAACCCCUCGAGACCCACAAGACCAGUGUCAUCAAACAGGUAGGGAAAACUCUUGAUUCAGGUGUUGUGUGCUGUUAAGUCUGUCCUUCAUUGCAAAGUGGCAUCUCAGGGGUGUGCAAGUAUUUUGUGUGUGUGUGUAACUUCACUGGAACAUCCCUGGUCCCAUGGAGUCUGAAAACCCCUUUGGUAAUGCAGGAAAAAUUCCCAUGUUGGACUGAAUCCAGGCCGGAUGAUCAGUCAUCUCCCACCCAUGGCAAGGUGUUCGUGGGGCUGGAUGAAGCGGGCACAGACUCAGGCAUCCAGAUGGGAGUGCCAAGAGUCAAGCUGGGCUGAAUAUCAGCCGGCCAGAGUACUCUCCAGAAAUCUUGAGACCAGUUAAUAAUCUAAGAAAGGCAACAGCUAAGCAGCUAGAGGAAGAUUCUCAGGUGUAAACAGAAGAGGAAGAUGUCUGUAUCCUUCACAAAGUGUGUGUCGGUGUGCUGGGGGAUGACAACUCUUGACUCUAAGUCAGAGACUGGAAACCUUUGACCCUUCAGAUGUUGCUGAACGACAUCUCCCACCAGCCCCAGCAAGCAUGGCCAAUGGGCAAGGAUGAUGGGAAUUGUAGUCCCAUAGGCCUGGAUGACCUCAGUUUGGGGAAGGCUCCCUUUGGCCCUCUUGUGACAAUGUUGUUCCUUUCCCUUCUUGCCAGAUGUGUCCACUGAAGCUCCAUCCUGGCUGCCUUCAGCAUCUGCUCUCUUGCGUCCAUCAUCUGCCUCCCGUUUCCGGCACUGGGGUCUGGUCCCCGUCUUCCAGAGCGUGCGCUCCAAGCUGGAGGCCUUUGCUGACAUCUUCCUGACCCCGUCCAAGCCAGCCGUGCAGUCCACCGAGGGGCCCCCGUCCCUGCCCCCUUGCCCGCCAGGGAAUGAGGAGCAGGAAGCAGCCCAGCCGAGAACACCCCGCCAGAGAGUCAACAUCGAGGUGAAAAUCGCCAUUUCGGAACCACGCCCCCGGAAGAGGAGCUGCCACCACGAAGAGGAGGAAGAAGAAGAGGAAGAGGAGAUGGGUGAUGCAGUGGUGAGCGGGCGGCCCCCUAUCCGCCAGUGGCGCCUGAACGAAGGGGACCCGGCCCCUCAGCCCCGCCUCGGACGCAGCUACUCCUGCCCUGACGUCCCUGGUGCCCGCUUGUGGCAAGCCUCCCCCGUGGCCCUUCCGCUAUCUGCUCAGCUGCGACAGCGUCGCCACACCGUCUGCAGCCUGGAAGUGUCCCGGGAGCUGGGCCGCCCCACCCCGCCCUGCCUGCGCAAGGAGGUGUAUCCUUUCAGCACACCCCCCGCACACUUCUUGCUGGGUCCCUCCAUGCACGUUCCCCACUGCGAUGGCUCCCCCUAUGCCUCCCAUGUGCCUUCCUGCCGCCGUGAACCAGACACCGUCCAUUCCAGGUAAAAAUAUUCUCCUCCCCGCAAGCUGUUUGUUAUCCCUCAAGAGUCUAACAGCUGUUCCUUUGAACACCAUUAAAGGGCACAAAUGACAUGUUAGGUAAGUGUUUGCUCCUUUCCCAUUCAAAACCAAGAGGGAGAAAGAAGCAAGCACUGUGGGGUUGUUUGUGCCAUUCUAGGGUGAUUGUUUAAAAAACCUCAGAGGCUGAAUCCUUCUUGGAGUGGACUUAAUGAAGUUAAUGGAUCCAAGUUAAUUUCAUUUACUUCAAGGGGUCUAUUCGGAAGAGGAAAUAUCUAGUGUGUAUGUGGAGGAGUUGUGUCCUAGUGCUGAAGCACAUCCUCUGCACGUCAGAGAUCUAUUGUUCUAUCCCCUGCACCUCCAGGCAACAGCUUGAGUGGCAGUUUUGGGAAAGCCCCUUUCCUGAAAACCAGGCAGUGGAGAUGAUGUCAGACCAGAAGCACUGGAGGUCUGAUUCUCCAUAAGGCAUUUCCAUUCAUUGACUAGUGCUGGAGGCAAAUGGGCUGAGCCUCUUCCCCCUUUGGUUCAGCUCACAGGCAGAAAGGCUUUGCACCCUCGGUGCUGUGUGGCAUUGCUUUACUGGUUUGCCUUCCUCUUUUAAAGUCCCCUCCACUGAAGAGGGAGAACUGUCAGCUGGGAAACAUCAACGUCUAACUCUAAUACACGAUGCUUGGUUUCUCCUCUGUCCUCUGCAGGGAGCUCUCUCCCUCGCCCGAUUGUGGACGGAGGGCGUCUGGGAUUGGCUUGGACGUGGUCGACUCAGAGUUGCUCACGUCUGAGCAGAUGAUGCUUUCAGAAGUUGAGAUGAAGGUCAGUUGCUGUUUGACUCAAGCCUCUCAAUUAGAGGUGCUGCACCGUGAAGAAUGGGGGUCUGUGGUACCUGCUCUCGGUUCGAGGGCCAUUUUGCUUUGCCAUUGUGGCCUUUCAAAAUCCUUCUUACCCGCCCUAAAACCUGCAGGAAUCCCAAGACAACACCGUAGGGAAGGUGUCCUCCAUAAGGAUCCGCAAGACACCGUCCAAGCAGCAAGCAAAUCUCACUCCCAUGGGGCUUCCCCGGCCUGUCAGGUGAGGGCUAGAGUGGAAUGGGGGGCGCCUUUCUGCGAAUGGAGAUGAGUAGCUUGUGAAUCUGCCUGACAGUGGUUUAGGAACUCUGGAUUCAGAUUCCACAGUGCUUGGAAAGGAGGCGGAUGUGGUCUUCUAUAGCCUGGGGGCAGAUGAGUGCUGUACGAGAGGGGGCUCACCUAAGGAAAGGUGUAAAUGGUUUUGGUUUUUUUUUUAAUUAAAAGUGCUAGCUGAGUUGAACCUGCCAGUCAAGAAUUAGCGCUGUCCACCAAUGUUAAGGAUUUGUUAGUUGAUCAUCUGUCUUUCAACUGAAACAAAUGCAGAGCCUCUUUGACAGGGACCACUUGAGUGGUGGUGUGUGUGCUGACUCUGGUACUCUUGGACAAUAAAAGCAAUAAAAACCCAGUGGGCUAAACCAUUGGGCCUGAUUCAGAUUGAAUUGCAAGCUUAAGAGGUCAGCUGGUAGUUUCUGGCAGAGCAUGGAAGCAAAGCGGGGUAGCAGGGAAAGCAAUCUGGUGCCCAGCAGGGCUAAGUGAGUAUUCCUAUAUAGUUAUAUCUAUAUCUACACGCACGCACGCACGCACGCACACAUAUUUUAUUGUAGGCCAAGGCCAUUUCUGGGUGAUGAAUUCUAUUAUCUUCUUUCCUGUGUCAGGUUGAACAAGAAAGAGUUCAGCCUGGAGGAGAUCUACACCAACAAGAACUACCGCACACCCACAGAGAAGAGGUGAGGAAGUCUGCUGGCAUCUGUCCUUUUCUAAAACACCAGCAUUCAUUACUUUUGUGUGCAUACACCCUUCUCUCUCUUUCCCCUCUGUCAUUUCAAGCCAGCAACCCCAGAUUCUGACUUCAGCAUCCGCAAGCGAUAAGCACUACCUCCUGCAGUCUGAAUAUAUUUGUGAACAUGCAUAGUUUGCUCCCCCAAAAAUGGGAUGAGGAUAGUUAUGGGGCAGUGGUGGUGACAGGGGCAUAGAGUAGUAGUGUACAAGCUCUCCCUAUUUUCUGAGCCUUUGACAUAUAGGUUUAUAAGAGCCCUGCUGGGCCAGACUGAAGGUUCAUCUAGUCUAACCUGCUGCCUUCGGGAAAGUCCGCAAGGAAAUGAAUUAAAUUACCCAUUAUCAAUAAAAGACACUUAAACACAGGGGUUUUAAAAACAUUCAAAACUGACUGAAAUCAACAAAGGCAAAUGUAAACACGUGUAGCUUCUACAGGUCUAGAUAGGCUUGCCUAAACAAAAAUGCUUUAAGCAGGGGCCAGAAAAAGUGCAGCCGAGGCACCUGUGUGAUGUCAAUAGGCAGGGGGUUCCAAUGUGUAGGUGCUGCUGCAAGUUCCUCUUCUUGAAGUGGUUGAGUGGGCAGAUAUGGAGAAAGGCAAUCCCAAAAGUAAACACUAUUCUUGGGCAGCUGGUAGUCAGAGGCAUAUUAUCUCUGUCCCUAGAGAUCCUACUCGUCAUUGAUAAGCCUUAUCACCCAUGAACUUCAUAAUCCCCUUUUAAAGAUCUCCCAUUUGGUGACCAGCGCUGCACCUAAACCAGGGUCAGAGAACCUUUUUCACCUAGUGGGCCAGAUCCUAACUUGACGGCAACUGAUGGGCCAUAUUUAACAGGCAGGUGGGACAACCUGCCUGUCCGUCACCAUGUCAAGUGAUUGGUAGGCGGGCUGUCCCAUCUAGCUGUCAAGGUCCACUUUUGUUGUGGAUCGCCCUGAGAUGAAGGGUGGUGUACAAACUUAAGAAAUGAAAUGGCCCUGCUGGUCCUGUAGCACCAAGUGGUUUGCCUUAAAACCUCAGCUGAAACGGGGAAAUGCAGUUUCAAGAGAAACUGGUGCCAUUGGAACAAGCAAAAGAGCACUCUGGAUUUCACUGCAAACUCUUGUUCUUUUGUAGCCUGACUGGACCAGCGGUAAAUAGAACACAAGUGAAAUGCCAACCACUUACAGUUUUAACAUCUGCCCCGUAUCCUGAAAGCAAUAUGCAAAUAAGUGGAUGAACUGUGGUCCUCUACCUUAUGAUAUGUUUUGUCAAUGGCCCUUGGAAUUGAUAAAUCUCUCAGUCCCCGUGCUGUACUUCAUGGUCACUGCUGCACCAUCUUUCUGCUCCUGUUAAUACUUGUUGCAGCCCUCAGAAUUUUAUCUACUUUCCUGAGAAGUGCUGCUUUUAAUUUAGAAGUUUCAAGUUCUUAAGAUGGAUGGAGCAAAUACUUGACAUGAGCAGUGAAUGCCGAAAGCUCUGAAUGCAAAGGGGACCUUGGGCUGGGAGUUGUCUUGAGUUCUCUACGAAGGUGCCAGGACAUGUUCUGUGACUUCUCAUUCCUUCCACCCUCCAAACCUCUUUGGUGCUUUUUUUGUGUGCCACAUGUUGCCUAAACAUCCCAAUUUCGACCCAUGCCUUAAAACCAGACUGCAUAAUGGCAGAGCGUGGUGACCUUAACCGUUGCAUUGUUCGUUCCAGCUACAAAAUGUCAGCAGUUUUGUAGUUAGUCUGCAUUUGUUUAUGCUUUUUAUACUGCUAGACUUGGUUAGUGGAGUCUGAGAGGUUGUCUCCUUCUUUUUUCCUGGUGUCCCACCUCUUCCUUUCUACCCCUGCAGGUCAUUUGAGACCAUCUUUGAGGUGCCUCUGGAACGCAACGGAGCGCUCAUUUUCACCAGCCAGCGCAAGCUGAAGCGGGCCAUGGAAUUCCAGGAGGGAGGCCUCCCUCGCAAGCAGCGCAAAGCCCACUCCCGAAGGAGUCGCAGGGCAGCAGGAGGGCGGAGGGUAAAGAAGCCCCAGAGUCCAGAGCUGGAGGAGAAGCUGCAGCAGCGGCUGGCUGAACUGGAUGCCCUGUUUGAGGGAGAAGAAUGCUGA